Molecule: messenger RNA, 1168 nt
Organism: Corylus avellana
Lineage: Eukaryota; Viridiplantae; Streptophyta; Magnoliopsida; Fagales; Betulaceae
Product: FKBP-like peptidyl-prolyl cis-trans isomerase family protein
Molecular function (GO): peptidyl-prolyl cis-trans isomerase activity
Source: RefSeq, a predicted model, not a curated record
UCCUCAGAGCUCUGAGUAGCGAGUACCAAAGGCACCAUUUGGUGUCGUGAGGGUUACAUGUAUCAAAAGCAAAAGUCUCAACGUGUAAAAUGCCCCACACAUCAUCCCGGCUUGGCACAAAUUCAUUGGCCAUCCGAAAAUCAAGGAACGGUCUAGAUUUGCAUCUUUAUGGGUCCCAGGAGUUCCACACCACACAAACGUUCAUGCUUUAUAUACUACCCAGUCCAUCUACUUAUCUAACCAAGACCUUCUGAAACUACUAGCUCGCAUUCUUUUGAAAAUGGGAGCUCUUCCAUUCCAAACCUUAGCUCACUUCCCAUAUGCUGCUUCCAUAUCUCCAAGCUGUAUAGAGAAUGAACAACCCAAGAAUGCUUUGGCUAAAAAUUUGCAUGACAGAUUUCCCUCACUAACUGUGAAAAGAUUGCCAAGAAGGCUGCUUUUGCAGUUUAUGGGGUUCAACCCCAUCCUGUUAUGUAUUUAUCCCGUUAUUGCUGCACCAAUGCCAGAGAUGAAGGAACCUGAAGUUAUUCGGACCUUCAAGCUAGCCAGUGGCGUGAGAAUUCAAGAGAUUGUUGAAGGGGAAGGACCAGAAGCCCGUGAAGGAGAUCUGGUUGAAGUUAAUUAUGUAUGCAGGCGUACAAAUGGAUAUUUUGUUCACAGUACUGUGGAUCAAUUCAAUGGAGAAAGCAGACCAAUUACACUUCCUUUGGAUGAGAAUCAGGUUAUAAAGGGCUUGGAGGAGGUUCUGAUUGGCAUGAGGGUAGGAGGAAAAAGAAGAGCUUUGAUACCUCCUUCAUUGGGAUAUAUUAAUGAAAACUUGAAGCCAAUUCCUGAAGAGUUUGGUCCUCGACGUAGCCUUUUGUCCCAUGCAAAUGAGCCUUUGGUAUUUGAGAUCCAGCUCCUGAAAGUAAUAUGAGUUCUUUUAGGAUACUAUAUAUAUUAAUUCAAUUCUUCUGUGAAGAUUCAAUUUUUCUUUAGCACCUUAUUGUUUUAUUUGGAUCUUCCAAGCCGUGGAACCCAUAAAUAUCUUGAAAGGAGAACAUUUGUCAUCUCAAAUGGAGAGUUUAGUUGAUCGUAGUUGAAGACUGUAGAUCUGUAUUCAAGCAAUGUGCUAAUUUAUGUGCUAAUGUGUUGAGAUUAGUGUAUUUCACGAAAGAGUUCAGAACCA